Ophidiomyces ophidiicola is the source of this 1254-nucleotide messenger RNA. It is a transcript of the gene PGK1, whose product is annotated as phosphoglycerate kinase. Lineage: Eukaryota; Fungi; Ascomycota; Eurotiomycetes; Onygenales; Onygenaceae. Gene Ontology annotation, cellular component: cytosol. Gene Ontology annotation, biological process: glycolytic process; gluconeogenesis. The record is from RefSeq and is a predicted model, not a curated record. Gene Ontology annotation, molecular function: ATP binding; ADP binding; phosphoglycerate kinase activity. The transcript has 3 exons. The coding region runs from base 1 to 1254 and encodes 417 amino acids.
AUGUCUUUGUCCAACAAGCUGGCCAUCACCGAUGUCGAUCUCAAGGGGAAGCGUGUGUUGAUUCGCGUUGACUUCAACGUACCGUUGGAUAACAACAAAAAAAUCACAAACAACCAGCGGAUUGCCGGUGCAUUGCCUACAAUUCAAUUUGCCAUCGACAAUGGCGCUAAGGCUGUUAUUUUAAUGUCUCACCUUGGGCGGCCAGACGGAAAGCCGAAUGAAAAAUACAGCUUAGCCCCCGUGGCGCCAGAGCUGGAAAAGCUCCUGAACAAGCCCGUUGUCUUCGUGAACGAUUGUGUUGGAAGUGAAGUUCAGGGUGCCAUUUCCGCAGCCAAGGAUGGCCAGGUUAUUCUUCUUGAAAAUCUUCGCUUUCACCCUGAAGAAGAAGGAAGUUACAAAGAUGAAGAAGGUAAAAAAGUGAAGGCCGAUAAGGGCAAAGUCGAAGAGUUCCGCAAGCAGCUGACAGCAUUGGGUGAUGUGUAUAUUAAUGACGCAUUUGGAACUGCUCAUAGAGCCCACAGUUCGAUGGUUGGAAUUGAUCUGUCUCAGAAGGCUUCAGGGUUCCUGGUAAAGAAAGAACUUGAAUAUUUCGCUAAGGUCCUUGAGAACCCUCAGCGACCAUUCUUGGCAAUUCUCGGAGGUGCCAAAGUCUCUGACAAAAUUCAAUUGAUUGACAAUCUUCUUGGAAAAGUCAACAGCUUGAUUAUCUGCGGUGGUAUGGCAUUCACCUUUAAGAAAGUGAUCAACGACAUGAAGAUCGGAAAUAGCUUGUUUGAUGAAGCUGGAAGUAAGACCGUCAAUGACAUAAUGGAAAAGGCGAAGAAGAACAAUGUGAAGGUUGUUCUUCCAGAAGACUUUAUUACGGGCGAUAGAUUUGCCGCUGAUGCUGAAGUUGGCUAUGCAACAGAUGCAGAUGGAAUUCCAGACGGCUGGAUGGGUCUUGACUGUGGUGGAAAGAGUAUCGAACUCUUCAAAGAAGCCAUUGGUGAAGCAAAGACGAUUCUUUGGAACGGUCCUCCUGGCGUGUUCGAAAUGGAUGCGUUCGCAAAUGCUACAAAGAAGACACUUGACGCCGCCGUGGCAGCAGCAAAAGAUGGUAAAGUGGUUAUUAUUGGUGGCGGCGACACGGCGACGGUGGCUGCCAAGUACGGUGUCGAGAAGGACCUGAGCCACGUUUCUACUGGCGGUGGUGCUUCCCUGGAGCUUCUUGAGGGCAAAGACCUCCCUGGAGUUUCAGCUCUCUCAAGCAAAUAG